CGCCCACCGGCCCAGCCCCUGCUACUUUCCGGACGGCGGUGGAGGCCCUGGCGGCGGCGGCGGCGGCCCACCGUGCCCAUGGCGCUGCCAGCCUGGCUGCAGCCCAGGUAUAGGAAGGAUGCCUAUCUUUUCAUCUAUUACUUAAUCCAGUUCUGUGGCCACUCAUGGAUAUUUACAAAUAUGACAGUCAGAUUCUUUUCAUUUGGAAAAGAUUCAAUGGUUGACACUUUUUAUGCUAUUGGACUUGUGAUGCAACUUUGCCAAUCCAUUUCUGUCCUGGAGUUACUGCACAUAUAUGUUGGCAUUGAAUCAAGCCAUCUUUUCCCAAGGUUUUUGCAGCUCACAGAGAGAAUCAUCAUUCUUUUUGUUGUGAUCACCAGUCAAGAAGAAGUUCAAGAGAAGUAUGUGGUGUGUGUUUUGUUCAUCUUUUGGAAUCUAUUGGAUAUGGUUAGGUACACUUACAGCAUGCUAUCAGUCAUCGGAAUGUCAUAUGCUUUCUUUACAUGGCUCAGCCAAACACUAUGGAUGCCAAUUUAUCCUCUGUGUGUUCUUGCUGAAGCAUUUGCCAUAUAUCAGUCGCUGCCUUACUUUGAAUCACUUGGCACUUAUUCCACCAAGCUGCCCUUUGACUUAUCCAUCUACUUCCCAUAUGUGCUAAAAAUAUAUCUCAUGAUGCUCUUUAUAGGUAUGUAUUUUACCUACAGUCAUCUUUACUCAGAAAGAAGAGAAGUCCUCAGCGUCUUUCCCAUGAAAAAGAAGAAAAUGUGAAGAAGAGAAUUCUAGUGUGCAUGAGAAAAGACAAGCUUGUGGAUUCAGCUGCAAGAAAUACAACACAGGAAGUAUUCUGGUGGAAAAAUACCU
Molecule: messenger RNA, 861 nt
Organism: Lepus europaeus (European hare)
Lineage: Eukaryota; Metazoa; Chordata; Mammalia; Lagomorpha; Leporidae
Gene: HACD4
Product: 3-hydroxyacyl-CoA dehydratase 4
Exons: 7
Coding region: 79-768 (229 amino acids)
Biological process (GO): sphingolipid biosynthetic process; fatty acid elongation; very long-chain fatty acid biosynthetic process
Cellular component (GO): endoplasmic reticulum membrane
Molecular function (GO): 3-hydroxyacyl-CoA dehydratase activity
Source: RefSeq, a predicted model, not a curated record